CAAAUCAGCAAUCUCUCUAUUGCUUAUCAGAGCCCAGCCAAUCGAGUUGUAGGAGUGAGUGAGGGAGGGAAGCAAGUAUAAUGGAUUCAAUGAUGGUACUGGGGAGCAAUAGUUUGCUAUUUGAAAGGAAUGGUAAACCAGGUAGCCAUAGAUUUCUUUCCUCCAAUUUCCCUGUACCAGUUUUAGGGAAUGAGAAAACAAGCCAAGUUGGCUUUUGUUCUCUUCCUUCAUUGCGCAGUAAUUGUUCUUUCAGUGCAUGGCGAAGAGGGUGGACGCAAUCCCAGGUUCAUCUUAAUCAUGGGGUUUUGAGAUCUAGGAAAGUCACUAGGAAUUGUGUUUCCAGACCUAGAACUGCUGAAACUGAAAGCACCACUCGAGAGGGAGAGCGCAUUAAGGAUUAUGAAAUUAAUGGCGAGUUAGUAUUGGAGAAAGAUUUCUGGAUGGGGCCACAAAUUUCUCUCGAGCUUGUGAGCAGCGACCAAGUUGAUCCUGAUACGGGAUUCGGGAAAACGGCCGGGCAACUUUCUUACUUAAGUCGGUGGCACAACACAAUCAAGUUGAAAUGGAACUCUGCCCUUGGAUUUCCGGGUGCAUUUCGAAUAAAAAAUAUGCACUCCAAAGAGUUCCUUCUAAAGUCUCUCACCAUAAACAUCCCAGGUCAGGGCGAAGUUUGUUUCCAAUGUAAUUCAUGGAUUUUCCAGUCCAUUGAUCGUGUUUUCUUCGCGAAUAAGAGCUUUCUUCCGGAGGAGACACCAGUGGGUUUGAGGAAACUGAGGGAGUUAGAUUUGGAGAGCCUGCGAGGAGACAGAACCGGAGAAAGGAAGAAGUCUGAUCUCAUAUACGAUUAUGAUGUCUACAACGAUCUUGGAAAGCCUGAGGAAAGUCCAGAGCUGCGGAGGAAAGUGCUGGGUGGAUCGCAGGACUUCCCAUAUCCGCGAAGAUGUAGAACCGGUCGUCCACCCGUUGAAAACGCUCCUGAAUCUGAGACCCGAACACACUCGAUCUUUAUUCCUCCGGACGAAAAUCCUCGCUACUCUUUCGACUUCGGAGCUCGCUUAAUUAUGAGUGUUUCUGGCUCGGUUAUUACCGAUCUCCGUGAUGCCUUCAAAUCCUUCCAGGAAGUCAGCGAGCUUUACGAAGGGGGAUUGGAAAGCAGCUUAUUUAAUAUACGACAGUUCGAUGACAUGGGGGAUGACAUCCCUCUCAUAACUUUCACCCGCCCACAAAUUUGUCAAGUUGACGAGUACGCAUGGAGAAGCGACAAGGAAUUUGCACGUCAAGCACUUUCAGGCUUGAAUCCAAUUGUGAUCGAGUGCCUACAGAAAUUUCCUGUGUCUAGUACCUUGGAUGAAAAGAUGUACGGUCCACAGAAGAGCGCCAUCACAGCCCAACAUAUAGAAAAGAACCUUGAGGGCCUUUCUGCAGAUGAGGCCAUUGCAUUGAAAAGAUUAUUUAUUGUGGACUACUAUGAUGCUUACAUGCCUUACGUCGAGCACAUCAAUAAGCUUUCCAAUGAUGUUAAAACGUAUGCAAGCCGCACAGUUUACUUCCUCACCCAGGAAGGAACUUUAAUGCCUGUGGCCAUAGAGUUGUGUUUGCCACCCAUUGAUGACAAUGCAGCUGUAAGAAAGGUUUUUAUACCAGGCAAAGAUGGAACAGAAGAAGGAGCAGUAUGGCAACUGGCCAAAGCCCAUGCUAAAGUCAAUGAUGCAGGUUACCAUCAGCUUGUCAGCCAUUGGCUAAGAACUCAUUGUGUCACAGAGCCUUUCAUUAUAGCUACCCAUAGACAACUAAGCAAAAUGCACCCAGUAUACAAAUUAUUGAUCCCCCAUUACCUCGGCACCAUGAACAUCAAUCAAGCUGCCCGGCAGGCUUUGAUAAGUGCAUCAGGUAUUAUUGAGCAAGGCUUUGCACCUGGAAGAUAUUGUAUGGAAAUGUCAUCUAAAGUCUACAAACAGUGGAAAUUCAAUGAGCAAGGAUUAGAAGCCGACCUACUUAAAAGGGGAAUGGCAGUCCGAGAUUCAAAGGAACCAAAAGGUUUGAAGCUUGUGAUUGAAGACUAUCCAUAUGCUGUAGAUGGCAUUGAAAUAUGGUUUGCCUUAAAACAAUGGGUUUUAGACUACUUGUCUCUGUAUUACAAGGACGAUACCUCGGUUAAGAGGGAUAACGAAUUGCAGGCUUGGUGGGAUGACAUAGUAAAUGAGGGUCAUGGGGACCUCAAGGACGAUCCUAGUAGAUGGUACAAGAUGGAUUCUGUGGAUGAAGCAGUUCAAAUAGUGACAACUAUAAUCUGGACGGCAUCUGCUCACCAUGCGGCAGUCAACUUUGGACAGUACUCCUAUGGAGGAUACAUGCCCAAUUUACCCACCAUGAGCAGACGUUUGAUUCCAGAGAAAGGAACAGCCGAAUAUGAAGAACUCCUUAAGAACCCAGAUGGAUUUUUCCUAAAGACCGUGUCUAGCCCAAAACAGGCCACGCUUGUCAUGGGUGUUCUUGAAGUUUUGUCAAAGCAUGCAAAAAAUGAGGUGUACGUGGGACAGUUGCAGGGGUCCACCAUGGACAGAGUAGAUGAUCCACGUGUAAAAGAAGCAUUCACCAGAUUUUCAGAAAACAUGAAAAAGAUUGAGGAAAGUAUAACGGAGAAGAAUAAUAACUGUGAACAUUAUAAGAACAGAGCUGGACCAGCGAAAGUUCCGUAUAACUUACUCUACCCUAACACUAGCAAUUUGCUGGAAUCAGGUCGUCUCACAGGCGGCGGAGUGCCCAAUAGCAUCUCCAUCUAAUAGUAUAAACUCAUUUGAUAUAAUUCUAACCCUCCUUUUGUGUUAGAAUUAUUAUACUAUAUACCUAUUAUAUGGUUAUAUACUAAUGUUAUAUCAUCAGGACAGGACAGGUGAUUACUAAAAUAUUAAUAAACGUCAGUGAAUAAUGCAAUCAAUAUAUUGGCUUAAGGUUUUGGGUAAGGCCGGAGGUUUUCUCCUAUCCGCUCUUUCCUACCGGCGCCCGUACUGAGCGGAGAUUGUAAUUUUAUUUAUUAAAUAAAAUAUGGCUUCGACCUUUCAG
Molecule: messenger RNA, 3063 nt
Organism: Cryptomeria japonica (Japanese cedar)
Lineage: Eukaryota; Viridiplantae; Streptophyta; Pinopsida; Cupressales; Cupressaceae
Product: linoleate 9S-lipoxygenase
Exons: 9
Coding region: 81-2783 (900 amino acids)
Biological process (GO): lipid oxidation
Molecular function (GO): metal ion binding; protein binding; oxidoreductase activity, acting on single donors with incorporation of molecular oxygen, incorporation of two atoms of oxygen
Source: RefSeq, a predicted model, not a curated record